GUCAAUUGUUCCCUCGUCUCCCUCGCUCUCCUUUCCUUCUCGCACCCCCACCCCCAACCCCACACAUAUCAUCCAUUCUACGGCUGCUGCUAGACACUACUGCAUCAUGUCGAGUACCAAACGGUCUACCCUCGAACUAGGCAAUGUCCUGGUGGUUGGAGGAUGUGGAUUUCUGGGUUGGCACAUUGUUGAUCAAUUGCUCAAUUUCCCCUCGGAAUCCGAUCCUAGUGUCGCACUUCCCAAGCCGCAAGGAGACGCCAGAUUCGACUACCCCAAGCUCGGUGAUCGGUACCCUCGAUGCAUAGCAAAGGUCUCCGUGGUUGACCUCCGGACAACACACAAUCGUCUACCAGGCGCCGAGUACUACGAUGGCGAUAUUACCUCCGCCGAAUCGAUGUUGUCCGUUUUCCGCGCCGUUAAGCCGGACGUCGUUAUCCACACCGCUACCCCUAACGUGUUGGAAGGGAACAAGCCGUUGCUGCGCAAGGUUAAUGUUGAUGGAACCAAGACAUUGCUGGAAGUUGCGGGCGGCGAGCGUGGUGAUUGGGGUGGAAAGUGUAAAGCAUUUGUUUACACCAGUUCCAGUUCCGUGGUCCACGAUACACAGAGUGACCUGAUCAAUGUGACUGAAGAGUGGCCUCUCAUCAGGGGACCCUUGCAACAGGAGUAUUAUUCGGAAACUAAGGCGGACGCCGAAGAGCUUGCCUUGAAGUACAACCGUGCCUCGCCUUCUGGAAUGGUCACCUGUGCCGUUCGCCCGGCUGGUAUCUACGGCGAAAAGGACACAACUUUCACGUUCAAGAUCCUGGAACACGCCGCCAAGGCUUCCCCGACCGUCCUCCGGAUGCAGCUGGGAGACAACAACAACCUGUUCGACUUCACCUACGUGGGAAACGUUGCCUACUCGCACACGCUCGCCGCAUACCGCUUGCUUGCGACUCAUGCACGCUACGAGGCCGGACAGGGAGGUCCGCUGGAUCAUGAACGGGUCGACGGAGAAGCCUUCAACAUCACCAAUGAUUCACCCGUCUACUUUUGGGACAUGACCCACGCCGCCUGGGCUCUCACCGGAAAGGUGGUGGAGCCUCAUCAGGUGUGGGAACUUCCGGAGGGUGCUCUUGGAACCAUUGGCGCACUUGCCGAGACGGUGCUUGGACUCUUUGGCAAGACUCCUCGGUUGACCAGACGUAUGGUGAGGUACUCGUGCAUGACACGCUACUACUCGUGCGACAAGGCGAAGUAUCGUCUGGGGUACAGGCCAAUCGUCCCAGUUGACGAGGGUCUUGCUCGCGCGGUCGGAUAUGUGGUGGAGCGGGAGCGACUGGAGGGAGAGAAGAAGGCGUUGUAAAUGCCCGAAAGAGUCGGUUCACAAAGAUAUCACGGAGUCUAUGUAAUAUAAGUUGAAUUCUCAGCAAAUCGCUUGAUUUGGAUUGUACCCUGUCUAUAAUUAUUAAUGCAUGAAUACAGGCCGGUCUCUCUACAAGACCAUGAUUGUUAUCACUAUUGGAC
This is a messenger RNA of Aspergillus saccharolyticus JOP 1030-1, 1509 nucleotides long. RefSeq names its product C-3 sterol dehydrogenase/C-4 decarboxylase. The transcript is spliced from 2 exons. The record is from RefSeq and is a predicted model, not a curated record. Gene Ontology annotation, biological process: steroid biosynthetic process. Gene Ontology annotation, molecular function: 3-beta-hydroxy-Delta5-steroid dehydrogenase (NAD+) activity. Bases 107 to 1348 code for a protein of 413 amino acids. Lineage: Eukaryota; Fungi; Ascomycota; Eurotiomycetes; Eurotiales; Aspergillaceae.